AAGGCCUGGCCAAUGAGAAGCUCGGAUCUGCCCUUUGUACUACCCAGAGUCAGAGCUCUUCUUGUACAAGCAAGUAGAUUUCAUUUCUAGUUAGAUUCUCUUCCAGGCCACAAGACUUCCUGAGCUGAAACUCUUGCUUCAUUAGCCGAUCCUGUGGGACACUGCCUGGAGAUGCAGCCGCAGGGGCCGCCCGUGGUCGUGGUGACCCAGCAACCUGUGCGAGCUCUGCAGAAUUCCAACUGGCAAACCGGCAUGUGCGACUGCUUUAGCGACUGCGGAGUGUGUCUGUGUGGCACAUUCUGUUUCCCAUGCCUGGGCUGCCAAGUCGCAUCUGACAUGAAUGAGUGCUGCCUUUGUGGAACCUCUGUGGCCAUGAGGACCCUCUUCCGGACCCGAUACGGCAUCCCUGGGUCUAUUUGUGAUGACUACAUGGUGACCCUCUGCUGUCCUUACUGCUCUGUUUGCCAAAUCAAGAGAGACAUCAACCGAAGGAGAGCCAUGAACGCCUUCUGAAGAACUGGUGGUUAAGAGCUCCUACUGAAGCAGCUGAACUCUGCAAACAUCUUCAGCAUGGACAAUGUGCCUUUUACAUCUGAAAUAGCAUGAAUUCACUGAACAUACUCAUGUCAUAAAAACCAAGUUUUGAAUUAUUUUGAAUGAGAUUGUCUCUGAGUUUUGCCAAAUGGUCCAGCCUAGUUUGUUCUAGGUUUCAUAUUACCACAUUUUCUGGGUUAAAAAAAAAUUUUAACGACAUUUAACUAUAAACCACUGCUUCUUGGUCUAAGAUCCAGUGCAAAGCUAUAAGCCAAAUUGCAUUUUACUAACAAGAUUCCUGAUGCCUCCCUCUUCUUCCCAGAAUAUCCUUGUCAUCAUUUCUCCUACUUCAGUACCUUAGCAGGAGACUCUAGCCCACACCAACUCAAUUAUUUCAUUUAAGAACUUUCAGAGUUGUGGCAUAGCCAGUUAAGCCACCACUUGCAAUGGUGCCAACAUCUCAUUUUGGAACACCAGUUCACAUCCUGGCUGCUCCACUUCUGAUCCAGCUGCCUGCCGAUGUGUCUGGGAAAGCAGUGGAAGAUGGCUCAAGUACUUGGGCCCCUGCUGUCCAUGUGAGAGACCAGGAUGAGUUCCUAGCUCCUAGCUUUGGCCUGGCCCAGCUCGAGCUGUUGUGGGCAUUUGGAGCGUGAAUUCAUGGAUGGAAGAUCUCUCUCCUUCCUGCUCAUACCUUUAUAUCACACUGCUUUUCAAAGGAUUUUCUUUUAAAAAAAGAAA
Messenger RNA from Ochotona princeps (American pika), 1272 nucleotides. RefSeq names its product placenta associated 8 (gene PLAC8). The transcript is spliced from 5 exons. NCBI's taxonomy places the organism in Eukaryota, Metazoa, Chordata, Mammalia, Lagomorpha, Ochotonidae. The record is from RefSeq and is a predicted model, not a curated record. The coding region runs from base 172 to 513 and encodes 113 amino acids. Gene Ontology annotation, biological process: positive regulation of transcription by RNA polymerase II.